Radiomyces spectabilis is the source of this 534-nucleotide messenger RNA. RefSeq lists its product as uncharacterized. The transcript is spliced from 3 exons. Lineage: Eukaryota; Fungi; Mucoromycota; Mucoromycetes; Mucorales; Radiomycetaceae. The annotation marks the transcript as partial. The record is from RefSeq and is a predicted model, not a curated record.
AUGCGAUCUCUUUCUCUUUUAGCCGCCGCCCUUUUACAAGGUCUUUGGAUAGCUCAUGCCCAACAGGACCAAUCGCAGCAAUCCGCAAAUUCAUCCGCCAAACCAGAAGUCUUAAUACACAGCGAUAGUGAUUUCUGUCUUUUCUUGCCUCCUCAACCGGGACUUGACGUGGCUACCAACGAAGACAACGGUAUUCCCUUCUGUACCAAUCCAGACAAUGUGCCUGGUUCCAAACCUUUCCCAGAAGGAUUCAUCACGACCGCUCACUAUCAAAAGAACGAUACUUAUGAGCAAAUUACCGGUUACAUUGAUGCAUCUAAAUAUCAAUUGCAGCCAACCGAUGGUGGCGGUCAAUACGAUUCGCACGGUGAUGGCAAACCCAAAGGUGCUUCUUGCCAAAAUUACGAUUAUUUUGUCAGUUUGAUUGAACCAAGCGACAAUCGAUUCUGCAUUCGUUGCUGCAAGAAUGAGAACGAUUGUCCCACUGGACGAUCCGGUUACGGAUGUCUUCGUGUUGUACCCGGUGACUAUUCG